AUGGCUUGUCUAAGAAAGUUAAAGGAGGAUAUUGCUGUGUUAGAAAGUCUAUUCCCCAAGAGCCAUGAGCGAAUGCAGGUUCUUGUCGCUUCCGUGGAUGAAAUUUCGGUAAAGUUCAUUGAUAAUUCAGGAAAAUCUAUAAUCAUUAAUGCAAAUAUUCAGGAAAAUUAUCCGAGACAACCUCCUAUAUGGUUCAGCGAAUCGGAUCAUCCCGCUGUUGGAGCUACGUUGGAGAAACUGACGGAAACAACUGAGCCGACCACUAUCCUCUACCAGAUUCAUAGGCUACUUUUGGAGCUAUGCAAUCAAUUCAAUUUGAGCCUGCCAUCAGAAAUAGUGCGACUCGACCCUCGCAAAGAAAUAGAACGGGAUGAAGGCCAAGGUAGCGAUAUGGAGAGCGACGACGACCAAAUCAAUGUGGAUGAUGUAGUUGAAAUGGCUGAUGAAACUACACCAAGUGGUGUCGAUGAAGACGUGGCACCUGAAGGUAUUCAAGUAUUGGAUAGGAUCAGUAAAGUAAAUCGACAACAACACUUGUCAGGAAUGGUACAAGGGUCGGUGACAGCAACAGAUCGUCUUAUGAAGGAAAUCAGAGACAUAUAUCGUAGCUCUCAUUACAAAAAUGGUGUUUAUACUAUUGAGCUUCAUAAUGAUACCAAUUUAUAUGAAUGGUGGGUCAAGCUAUAUAAGGUUGAUUCGGAUAGCCCACUAGCAGCUGAUUUGGUAACACUCGCUCAAGAGCAAAAACAGGAUCAUAUUGUAUUUCACUUUGUAUUUAACGAGAAUUUUCCAAUGGAGCCUCCGUUCGUCAGAUUGGUCUCCCCCACGGUCCAAAAUGGAUUUGUAUUGGGUGGUGGAGCGAUCUGUAUGGAGCUUCUAACGAAACAAGGCUGGUCUUCAGCCUAUUCUGUAGAAUCAGUUGUUUUACAAAUCGCGGCAACUCUAGUCAAAGGCAAAGCCCGCAUCCAAUUCGAUAAUAAGGGACAGUAUUCAUUGGCUCGUGCGCAACAGUCCUUUAAAAGUCUUGUACAGAUUCAUCAAAAAUCUGGAUGGUAUACUCCUCCUAAGCAGGAAGGCUAA
Auanema sp. JU1783 is the source of this 1080-nucleotide messenger RNA. The record is from the annotation of a GenBank genome assembly. Lineage: Eukaryota; Metazoa; Nematoda; Chromadorea; Rhabditida; Rhabditidae.